Molecule: messenger RNA, 770 nt
Organism: Rubroshorea leprosula
Lineage: Eukaryota; Viridiplantae; Streptophyta; Magnoliopsida; Malvales; Dipterocarpaceae
Source: the annotation of a GenBank genome assembly
GUUGGUUUUCAUACCCUCAGCCGGAGAAAAGAGGUCUUAUUAGGCGCUCCACCGUCCCCGCGAUGCCGAGCAAAAGGUGAAAAAUGGAGGAGGUGGUUCCAUGUCCUUCUCUCGCCGUCACGUCGGCGCUUCGAAUCGGAACGGUAGGUGCAAUCUGGGGACUGGGCGAAUCUUCUGUCAUUGCUCAUAAAAAAGGUCUAAAUGGAAUUACUAAAGCUUCCCUUCUGGCAACCUCUGCUGCCAAAUGCAGUUUUCAGUGCGGAGUUGUUGCUGGUGUCUUUCAAAUGACUUAUUGUUGGAUUGAGCGACAUCUUGGGCAGAAAGAUUGGAAAAAUUCUGUGAUUGCUGGCGCUGGAGGAGCUGCUGCUGCUGGUGCUAGUGCUGCCAUUGUUGCUAGGAAACGAAAGUUGGAUGGGAUGAUUAUGAUGGCUUGCCUUCUUUCUGGCAUUAAUGCUGAGUUUUCAUAGACAAUUUCAAUUUUUAAUGCUAAGAUACCAAGGCAAUGGAGCAGGGUGAUUCUGACACUUCUUCUUCUUACAUUAUCCACUCGAUGUCAUGACACCCAUUUGAAUUUUCCCUUUCUCUGAACCAUAUGGAAGCGUCUGAAACCUGUUAUUACUUUCCUUUUGCCAGUUUAUCUUCACUUGACCACUUAUUAAAUUGUGCAACUUCCACUAGGAAAUAUUUGCCAUGUUUUUAUUGCAAUGUUUAAAACCUGCUGGAAGGCCUGGAAUAAGUGACUGGUAUAAAAAUUAAUGGACUUCUGCUUC